Dendrobium catenatum is the source of this 519-nucleotide messenger RNA. Its product is annotated as probable protein phosphatase 2C 33. Lineage: Eukaryota; Viridiplantae; Streptophyta; Magnoliopsida; Asparagales; Orchidaceae. Gene Ontology annotation, molecular function: protein serine/threonine phosphatase activity. Gene Ontology annotation, biological process: protein dephosphorylation. The record is from RefSeq and is a predicted model, not a curated record. The transcript has 3 exons. Bases 105 to 515 code for a protein of 136 amino acids.
AGCAAGAUUAUAUGAUGGCAUUGUGUACGUGUUUGCUUUCUCCUUAGGUUGGUCCUCUCCGAUGCUGGCCUGGUGGAUUGUGCCUCUCAAGGUCGAUUGGCGAUAUGGAUGUUGGGGAAUUUAUAGUCCCGAUUCCUCAUGUUAAGCAAGUUAAACUUCCAGAAUCCGGAGCUCGACUAAUUAUAGCUUCAGAUGGCAUAUGGGAUGCACUUUCAUCUGAGAUGGCUGCCAAGUGUUGUCGAGGAUUGUCUACUGAGCUUGCUGCCAAAUUGGUUGUUAAGGAAGCCUUGAGAACAAGUGGCCUUAAGGAUGAUACAACUUGUUUGGUUGUUGAUAUCAUUCCAUUGGAUCAUUCCAAUUUACCAGCAUCUCCUAGGAAGUACCGGAAUAAGUUUAAAUCUCUACUUUUUGGGAUGCCUCAAAAUUCUUUCAGCAAGCUCACAAAUAAAUCUUCUUCUGUUGGGGCUAUUGAAGAACUAUUUGAAGAAGGCUCUGCAGUGCUUGAAGAAAGGUAGGCUU